AUGGCGUCCUUUGGCUGGAAGAGGAAAGCGGGCGAGAAGGUGUCCAAGUCGGCGGCUCAGCAGUUCGAGGAAAAGGACGACAGCGAGGCCGCAGACCCGCAGAGGCGUGACGGGGACGGCCAAGUGGACUGGCAGCAGGCCGUCAAACGCCGCCGGGAGACCCUGUUGGAGGAUUGCGCUGCCAAGAGCAAGACACUGAAGGAGGAGGGCGCCUUGCUGGCCGAGCAAAACAGGCACAGAGAUGCUGUUAAGAAGUGGGACGAAGCCAUUCAGCUGACUCCAGACGACCCACUGCUGUAUGAGAUGAAGGCCCAGGUGCUGACGACACUGCAGGAGGUCUUCCCCGCCGUCAAGGCGGCAGAAAUGGCGGUGAAGCUGCGGAACAUGUGGUGGGAAGGCUGGCAGACUCUGGGCCGCGCCCAACUGAGCAUGGGAGAGGUCGACCUGGCGCUACGGUCGUUCCAGGUGGCCGUCCACCUUCGCCCGUGGGAGCGCGCCUUGUGGCAGGACGACCUAGCGUGGGCGCGGACGCUGCGCCGGCAGAAGGCGGCCGCAAGGGAGAGCCUCGGCCUCCAAGAGGAGGCUGACCGGCGGCUCUUGGAUGCCCCGGAACUCCAAAGGGACUUUGACUUUGAGUCGGACGAGGUGGUAGCUGCGUGCGAGGCCGUCGCCCAGCGCCAGGCACGCUACCGCAGCCUCGGCGCGGGCGCCCUGGUGGUGGACGCUGCGGGGAAUGUGCUGGAAUCGCGGGAGGGAGCGUCAGGAGAUGCGGCGGAGCCCUUGCGAGAAGACUUUGUCAAAAUGAGAAGACUCUGAACAGGUAUGCAUGACGAAAUAGGUCAAAUCAUUGAAUGUGUGUGCAUAAAUAACAUAUCUUGCCGUAGAACUGUUUCCCAACCAAGGCAUGUAUUUUACAUAAAAUAAAUAUCUUAUGACACGCUAUAAAAAAACAUUACAAGAAAGUAUGUGCUGAUGAUCUGAUCCCAAUUUUGUCAAAGAUUUUAUGACUCAGAAAGCUAUUUUGCUGUUGCAUGAAUGGCAGCAGGUGUCGACACAGGUUAUUUUGACCUUCUGCCAUCUAGUGGAAGAGCAUGUCAUUGUUCUUCCUGUCAUUAUACAUCCAUUGCAUAGAUAGAGCAACAAUGAUACCUGAUUUGAAUUAAAGACCCACUAAAGUGA
This is a messenger RNA of Hippocampus zosterae (dwarf seahorse), 1179 nucleotides long. It is a transcript of the gene ttc33, whose product is annotated as tetratricopeptide repeat domain 33. The coding region runs from base 1 to 816 and encodes 271 amino acids. The record is from RefSeq and is a predicted model, not a curated record. The transcript has 4 exons. Gene Ontology annotation, molecular function: protein binding. NCBI's taxonomy places the organism in Eukaryota, Metazoa, Chordata, Actinopteri, Syngnathiformes, Syngnathidae.